UGACUUUUGAGGCCAGGAUAGAGGCAAGAUAACACCCCCAUAACCCUCAUUCGGACUCCAAAGGAUCUUUGGAGGGAAGAGAGCCACACAACCUAAAAGAGCAAGGAGAAAGCAAACUGCCCACAGGUUUUUCCUCCAGUGCAAGGGUUGCUUGUUUGACCAUAACUUGAGCUUCACUCGUCCAAAUAAGGCGUAUAAUAUACCAAAAGAAAGCUCUCAAGACGAGGAAUCCGUGAAGGUCUGGUUUGCAUCAAUAGGAGUAGUGGAAGACUUCCAAAUCGUCCGAGCAGAACACGACCUCGCAGAAACGGAUUUACUCUUCUAAGAAACGAAUUCGCCGGAAAAACACCCGUUCUAGGGGCUGUUUUCGUAUCGACAUUUAGGGGUUGAGCUAGCACUUUGAGGAGGCUGUUUAACACUCAUAUUUAAGCAAGGAAUCAGUUCAUAAUCUACCUUGACCGGAGCUUUGACCAUUGGAUCAAGAAGGAAAAGUUUAAAGCUCAAUUAAGAUCAGGAUACUGAGGUGCUUGACCCAACUAGUUACCUGCAGAAUAUUAAUGCUGUUAUUAGUGAUACAGACAAUGACUUCUUGACGAGUCCAAUCACUAAAAAAGAGCUUAAGGAUGCUGUUUUUUACCUGGAUAAAACCAGUGCUCCUGGAAGUGAUGGCUAUGACGGGGUGUUCUACCAGAGUGCCUAUGAUAUCAUUGAGGCAGAUUUGUUUAACGCAGUCAGGGAGUUUUUCUGUGGUGUUUCUAUUCCUAAAAUUAUUGGUCACACCCUAAUUGCUCUUAUCCACAAAGAGAAAAAUGCGUACCAAUUUUCAAAAUUCAGACCUAUUAGCCUAAGUAACUUUCUCAACAAAAUUUUCACCAAAAUCAUAACUGUUCGUAUUACCACUCUUCUUCCUAAAAUCAUCUCUGAUGAACAAACUGCCUUUCAAAAAGGUAAAGAGAUAUCAGAUAGCAUCUUACUCCUUAGAGAAUUGGUAAACCAUAUCCACACAAAAAACAGGGGACACAAUAUCAUUUUUAAAUUUGAUAUGGUGAAAGCUUUUGACAGAAUUUCUUGGUCCUUUAUAAAGCAUGUUCUUAUAAAAUUUGGUUUUCAUAACAAUUUUGUUAACCUUAUUCUUAACAACCUCCAUGCGACUUGGUGCUCUAUUCUUAUUAACGGUGUGCCGAAAGGCUUUUUUAAACCCUCCCGGGGGGUGAAGCAGGGGACCCCUUAUCCCCUAUAUUGUUCAUUAUGGUGGCUGAGGUUCUUACUUGGAAUUUGAAUAACCUAUACUUAUCUGGUAAGGGUAUUGCUUAUAGCACCUUUAAAGGUAUGCCAUGCAUUAGCCACCUAUCUUUUGCUGAUGAUUUGGUUGUCUUUUCUAAUGCUAGCAAAAAACGCUAUAAAUCUUCAAAUGACUAUCACUGACUAUGAACUUUUUUCAGGUCAACUUAUCAGUAAGGAUAAAAGUUUCUAUUUGAUCUCCAAAUAUGCUAAAUUUUACAGCUGCAACUUGGUCAACCACAUUUUUCACAUCAAUAAGGGGUCUUUUCCCUUUACUUAUUUGGGUGCAAAUAUUCAUGUUGGUCGUACCCUUAAUGUUCAUUUUGAUCACAUUUUGGCCAAAUUUGAUAACAAACUUGCAGGUUGGAAACACAAGCUACUCUCGACUGGGGGUAGAAUGAUUCUUAUUAACCAUGUUUUAAAUUCCUUACCGCUUUACCAUAUGGCUGUUUGCCCCAUACCUAAAUCAAUUUUUCACAAAAUGGAAAGGAGGCUCACUGAUUUUUUGUGGGAUAGGAAUAAUGACCAUAAAAAGCAUGUUUGGAGACGCUGGUCAAAAUGUUGCUUCCCGAUUCUGGAAAAUGGUUUAGGUUUUAGAAGCCUACCACAUAUUCAAAAAACCUUCUUCCUAAAACUCCUUUGGAAGCUAGCAAAUGGCAAGGGUCUUUGGGCUACAUGGGUAAAUUUUCUUAAUGGUACUGCCAGGUCUGUUAUGCAUAACUCUCUUGAAUCUGUGAGGUCUGUUUUUGAUAUUAACUGCUGCAUUCAAGUGAAUAAUGGUUGUAGUUCUUUUUGGUUUGAUAGUUGGUGCGACUUAGGCCCCCUAUACCAGUUCCAAAACCACCUCCUAGAUGAUUUAAAGCAUCUAACUGUUUUUGAAGCUAUGCAUAAUAAUAGCCUUAUUCCUGCGAUCCAAAACUGUCUCCCGAACUACAUCAUAACCAAAAUUACAGACCUUAAUAUCAGUUUCAAUGAUACUAAAGAUGCCCAUAUUUGGAAACCUAAUUCAAAUGGCAUUUUCAGUUUUAAUAGUGCCUAUGAUGUUAUGCGGCCUAAAAUGACUUUGAACUUGAGUGCCAAGUAUGUGUGGAACAGCUGUACCCCCCCAAAAAAUUCUUUUUUCUUAUGGAGACUCAAUAACCAUUUGCUGCCUUUUGAGGAUAAACUCACAACUUUUGGUAUCCACCGUCCGUUCAAAUGCCCUUUUUGUAAUAGCCCGGACACCAUUGAUCACUGUUUCCUUCACUGUAAUUUUGCUAUGACUAUCUGGCAUCAUUUUGAAAUUUGUUUUGGCUUUCACCCAAACAAAACAGGCACCUUCAGUAAUUACAUUACUAAAUGGUAUUUGGAUUUCAAAAGCACUAUAAAUGAUUUUAACCACACCCUCCCUAAAAUCAUCACUUGGCACCUUUGGAAAGCUAGAAACAAACUUCUGUAUGAUAACAACAAGGCCAACACUCCUAAGGCUAUAAAAGCUAUUAGAACUGAUAUUUAUGCCAUGUCGGUGGCAAAACCUUUCACUACGAAUAACCCUAGUGUUCUUUUCAACAUUCACUACAUCCCUACCAAACAUACUGUCAAAAGACAUGCUCUCAAAAUCUGGACUAAACCCCCAGAUAGCUACUUCAAAGUUAACCUAGCCUCCCGAAAUAUUACCCCCCAAUUGAUCCGCUCGACUGCCAUUGUUCGUAACAGUAUUGGUAGUUACAUGGGUCAUGCCACUCACGUGGUCCACCACGUGAAUACUACUGAUGCUACUUAUGAUGCUUUAGACUAUAUUAUUCCCCUCCUAAGAAAAUUUAACACUCUUAAUUUCAUUUUUGAGGUGGAAGAUAGUAAUGUCUACGAAGGACUUCAGGGGAUCUCUAUACAACAUUGGACAUAUUGGUCGCAGUUUCGAAACAUACGCAGAAAACUUGGAAGCUAUAACUGGACCAUUACUCACGUCAAUCCAACCAUUAACAAGGCUGCUGAUUUUCUAGCAUACUGUUGCAUGUCUAUUAAAACCAAUACUCAUCAUUUUAAUCAUUUCGUGGGCAUUUUAAAGUUUGAUGCUACUAACUUUCCUUAUAUUACAUAGUUUUUAUUUGUAUCUCUGGGUAGGCUUUGGUUUGGUCCUCCUACUAUCUGUAUUUCACAUUUCCAUAAUAAAUUGGUGGGAUGUUCCCUGACCCCCAC
Molecule: messenger RNA, 3459 nt
Organism: Cuscuta epithymum
Lineage: Eukaryota; Viridiplantae; Streptophyta; Magnoliopsida; Solanales; Convolvulaceae
Source: the annotation of a GenBank genome assembly